Symbiodinium pilosum is the source of this 2577-nucleotide messenger RNA. NCBI's taxonomy places the organism in Eukaryota, Dinophyceae, Suessiales, Symbiodiniaceae. The record is from the annotation of a GenBank genome assembly.
AUGAAGGACCUGUCUGCCAAGCAGAGGGGCCCCUGGCUUUUCACUUUGCUGGAAGGCAAGGCUUUGGAAGCGGUGGAACACCUCGAGUUCGAGGACCUCUCCAAAGAGGAGGGCGAACAGGCCCUCUGGAAUGCACUGAAGAAGAGGUUCCCUGAGAAGGAGCCCCAUGAUCAGAUGGGGGAAGCUCUCGGAGAGGUGUUUGGUCUCUGUGCCCAUGAUGGAGAGACGUCGCAGCAGUGGACAGCUCGUGUUCAGGAGGUUUUUCUGAAGUGCACUCGCAAGGCCUCUGUAUCCUUUCCAGCAGAAGCUCAGGGUUGGAUAGCUCUUCAUUGUGCCGGUUUCAAUGAGGAGCAGAAGGCUAUCAUCAAGGCCAAGGCCCAAGGAAAGCUAGACAUUGAGCAGAUCUCGGCGGCUAUGCGUUCGUGCUUUCCCGCCUACAAGGCAAGCAGCAGGGCCAGGAAGCCCAUGUCCGCCUUGGUGGUUGAGCAACAGGACGAUGGAGAGACCUCCCGAGAUGAUGGCGCCGAUGACGCUGCGGAGGCGCUGGCUGUCACUUGGAAGGAGCGCCGCAAGGAGCUGUCUCAGCUUCAACGCAGUCGCAAGUUCAAUGCGGCGGACCAGGCCCGAAAAUCCUUUCGCGUAGAAAUUGAGGAGCUCAAGCGAAGAACAAAAUGCAGGAGAUGCGGGAAGACAGGACAUUGGGCUCGUGAAUGCCGGCUUCCUCCGCAACCAGGUUUUCGUUCCACCAGCUCAGCAAGCGCCAUGUCCUCAGCCAGGGGACAGGGCGUGCAGAACACCACGGAGGCGAACUUCGUCGAGCACCAGGGCAACCCGCACGAGGUCGCGAUGGUGACUGCUGAGGGUGCCACACAGAACCACGAGAUCACGUUUGUCGGGACUGCUGAGGUGACGUGCCUGCAAGUGGGCCAGGCAGACCGGGAGGCCCCGGGACUUGUCUCUUCUCCCGGGUUUGGGGUCAUCGACUCCGGGUGUGGCCGAACACUGAUUGGCGAGGACACGCUCAAGAUCCUUACCGAGAAGUUGGCGCAGAUCACUCGGAGGCCGGUGGAGACCUAUGAGACCACCAACGUCUUCCGCUUUGGGAACGGGGCCACUGAGACCUCUUCCAUAGCAGUCAGGCUUCCUGUGGGCAUCGGUGGCCAAGUGGGUCUCAUCGAUGCAGCAAUCAUUCGUGGCCAAGCUCCUCUUCUGUUGGGACGCCCCACCUUAGAGAAGCUCAGAGUGAAGCUCAACUUCAAGGAUCAUACCAUGCAUGUGCUAGACCAGAAGGAGCCCGUCCCCAUGGACACCAACAGGGCGGGACAGCUCCUGGUUGAUGUCAUGAACUUCCCCGCGAACGAUCGCCCAAGCACGGCGGUGGUUGAACUGUUCUCUCCGCCUCGCUUCACGGCAGAGGCUCCCGUGCGCGAAGAGCAGGCCCCAGAUCCCCGGACCAUGCAAGCUCUUAAGAAACUGCAUGCUAACCUUGGACAUCCCUCAACCAAAGAACUGGUACGGGUGUUGCGCCACAGCGGCGCAUCUGAGGAAGCAGUGCGUCUCGCAGGUCAACUGCAAUGCUCCGUUUGUGCAAACAAUCAGCGACCGUCACCUCCCCCACCUGCAAAUGCCUCAGUAGCUAAGGAGUUUAAUGAACAGGUAGGACUUGACAUCAAAUAUUUGCCCAGUUGGGAACCCACCAAGAAGAUCCCUUGUGUAAAUAUUGUGGAUUAUGCAACGUCCUUGCAAAUCAUGAUUCCACUCCCAAAGGUAGAGACUGGUGACCUGAUUGUUGCUGCUUUGCGAGACCGAUGGAUAGCAUGGGCGGGGCCCCCUCAAAGGCUGGUGCUAGAUCCAUCUCAGCCAAACUUGUCCGAAGUUUUGGGUGCCUUCUGUAACAACGCUGGCGUCGAUAUGCGACACACAGCAGCGGAAGCAGCAUGGCAGAUUGGGAAGGUGGAGCGUCACGGCCAGUGGUUUGAACGCAUCUUCAAAAGGGUCUGUGAUGAGUGCCAUCCUGCUUCUGACGCCGAGUUUCAGAUGUGUUUGCAACAGACUCAAUCAGCAAAGAACAGCCUCCUGACUGAAACCGGGGCGAGUCCUUAUCAGCUAGUAUUUGGACGAAAUCCUAGGGUUCCAACAGAUCUCAUGCAAGAGCAGCCCCACCUGCCAGCUGUAGAUGCAGCCGAGUUUGAGUCUGUGUGGUCCCGCUCCAACGCGGUGCGCAUGUCGGCACGCAAGGCCGUGCUUGAGGUACACGACGACCGAGCUCUCAAAGCAGCUCUCAGGGCCAGACCGCGGGUCACACGACCCUUCCGUUCAGGGGAGGCUGUAGUUGCUGAAUUUCCGGACAGUGAGCUCCUUGGCAUCCGCACUCUUCUUGAGAAGGGGCAGUUUCCAAAAAGCCAGUUCCUAGACCUCACCCAAGAAGGUAGACCCCCUGAACCUGAAGCUGCCUCCCCCGAAGAGUCGUCGCCGACAGCUCUGAAUGCAGCCGAAUUCUUGCGCAACAGUCGCCAGCAAGAGCGACCUCCGAGGCCGGUUCCGAUAGAGCCAGUCUCAGCACCAACCUCAGCAUCU